UAUUAUUGUUUAAUGCAAUAAAAUAGAUGGGACCAAACGAAAGAAGCAUGAAUAUUAUGUGAACGCCUAAAUUCAAAUUCCAAAAAGAUCAGCAGAGGAUUCCUUCUUCAGGUUCAUAUUAGGUGACAGCAGACUGUGAGAACAAUAGUAGCUGGAUAACCGCAGAGCUUUCUUCUGCUGGCUCCGAGCCAGACUCGCCGCUCUUUCCCGAAGUUUUCCGAUUAACUCCGAAGUGAGAGCAUCCCCACACCCGAGUCAGGCCGAAAUCUUUGGCUGCUUUCGAUCUUCCCCGUUAAGGAGUACCAUUGCCGAGUAGGGGGUGGAGGGGUGGUCCAGAUCAGUAAAAGAAGGAAAAAAAUAAGAAUUCAUCUCCGCCGAGCCCCUCCCGUUUGAGUGAGAUUCGGAUUCGAGGCUGAUCUAAAGAGUCCCCUGAUUCAAAAUGAAAGUAAUCGGAGCUGCGGUGUUUAGCGCCCUGUUCUGCACGGUUGUGCUCUCAUCUUCAAAAGAAGAGCACAGGACAGCCUUCUUCGGCGAGGACGUUCACAUCGACAUUUUAUCCCAGAAUGACUCAGAGGUGGUGUUCAAACCCAGAACCAAGCCCUUACUGGAGGUGUUCAUAAUGCGAGGAGGAAAGCCGGUUAAUGAAUCAAAGGUCCAGCUGAAAUUUGACGACCUGGUGCUGAAGGACGUGCAGGAGGAGGACGAGGGCGAGUACAUCAUCAGAAGCAGCAGGAACGCCAGCACAGACAGGCACUUCAUCCUCACAGUCAGGGACUGUUCACUAGAGCAGAUGGUGAAGUAUGGAGAAAACUACAUCAUCCAUCUCAAAGGACUUGAAGGCCCCAUCAGUCUGGAGUUCAGACCCUCCCUGAUUAAAGUCAACCAGACUCAUGUGCUGCAUGUGUCCGAGCCUCUGCCUGUCCUGCUGUACAACAAAACCUCGGUGCUGGGGGAGGAUUAUGCAAGCCGCCUCAGAGUGACAGAAAAGCAGGUGGUUUUACGCUCAGUCAGGAUGACAGACGAGGGAAGCUUCACCGUGAUGGACCACAAGGGCCAAACCAUGAUGAAGAACUGUCUUAACGUCAAAGAUCACCAGACGUUCCUGCGGCCCACCGAAGGGGAAAACCUGAAGAUAAAACUGUACCAGCAUUAUUCCAAUGUUAACGUUGUUUACAAACCCAAGUCAGACAGUCAGGACCGAGUUGUCAUCAGUCAUGGGGUUCUGGAGGAACCUCUGGAUCCUCAGCUGGACGGCAGACUCACGGUGGAGGGCUCGGAGAUCAUCCUAAAGAAGGUCAACACAGCCGACACAGGGAUCUUUAAGGUCACAGACCUGGCUGGUUUUCCCGUGGCUCACAUCUACAUAACUGUGGAAUCAUAUAAGUUGCCCCCCCUGACUGUGGCCAUCCUCGGCCUGCUGAGCCUCGUCGCCUUCAUGUUGCUGAUGUGCCUGCUGUCCUGCCUCUACACAAUUCACAAGAGGAACGAGAAGAACAGGAAGCUGAUGCUCAUCGCUCAGCAGGCGGGGAAGGGAGACGGCGAAGCUUUCAGACAGGAGCCUCAGACGGAGCCUCUUCUUGGUGGUCGCUGAGGCAUACAGCAGGUUCACCGAGGAGUCUCUGACACAGUCGGUGUGUGACAAACCGUCGGAGUGCACAGAAGUCACCAUCAAGGGACUUGAAGUGUCCAAACCAGGCCGCUAC
Messenger RNA from Oryzias latipes (Japanese medaka), 1703 nucleotides. The record is from RefSeq and is a predicted model, not a curated record. Lineage: Eukaryota; Metazoa; Chordata; Actinopteri; Beloniformes; Adrianichthyidae.